This is a messenger RNA of Ogataea parapolymorpha DL-1, 798 nucleotides long. Its product is annotated as CCR4-NOT complex associated factor Caf16p. The transcript has a single exon. Gene Ontology annotation, molecular function: ATP hydrolysis activity; ATP binding. The record is from RefSeq and is a predicted model, not a curated record. NCBI's taxonomy places the organism in Eukaryota, Fungi, Ascomycota, Pichiomycetes, Pichiales, Pichiaceae.
CUGGUCGGGCCAAAUGGGGCCGGAAAGUCGACUCUGCUUCGUGUCCUAGCAGGCCAAAAACUCAUCAAGCAGGGCAGGUUAUUACUCAAUGGUAGAGACCCGUUCAAAUUGGCAUCUGCAGGCAAUUCAGGCGUCAUCACGUACCUGGGCACUGAAUGGGCAUCUAACGAUAUUACGAAGCGAGAUAUUCCGGUCACAGUGCUCAUCGACUCUGUUGGAGGAACCAACUACAAAGAGCGUAGAGAUCUGUUAAUAAAUAUGCUGGACAUUGACAUCACCUGGAGAAUGAACCAAUGCUCGGAUGGAGAGCGUCGCAGAGUUCAGCUGUGUAUGGGACUGCUGAAGCCGUGGGAUCUGCUGCUCCUAGAUGAGGUCACCGUGGACCUGGACGUUUUGGUGCGGUCGCGGUUGCUGACAUUUCUGCGCCAGGAAACAGAGCAACGAAAUGCCACCAUCGUGUACGCCACACAUAUUUUCGACGGUUUGGGCGACUGGUCGAGCGAAAUCAUUCAUUUCCGUGGCGGGUGCAUUGUCGCCAAGCAUUCGAUAGACAGAGUGAAAUACAAGGACAGCGAAGACACAGUGCUGGAGACGGAGCUUGCCGUGGAGGUGCCAAAGUCAAGAUCAAUAUAUCCUCUGGCACUUAGCUGGCUCGAGCAGGACCUUCAUCUACGUGGCGAGCGCACAGAGGAUAAAACCCGACCAAAGUACGAGGAUUUAUCACAGCUGGCAAAUGAACAGUACUACGACGAUAAGGAGAGAGUCACUAGUUACUUCAAGACUACAAGGAAGAUUUAG